UCUGCUCAGUCUUAUUAGACACUUCCAAGUGAACAGGUGAGAAUAAUGAAGCUCUGCGAACUUUUCAGCUGCUGUCUACCGGUCCAAAAGAAGAAGCACAGGAAUGAGAGGGUUGACACCAGCAACAAGAAGAAAAGAAAGGAGGCUAAGCACUUCAAGAAGGAGAUGGCAGACAGGAGGAGAAAGGAGACUCUUGAGAUGGACAUCUCCAAGGUGCAGAGUGUGGAGACUGUAGUAGUGUCUCUGGAUGAGGUGAAGAAUGGGCCUGCAGAGAGACUUGAAGGUGAAUAUGCAGUGAUCGCUAUCCACCAUGCUGAGAUGGCUAAUGCUAGGCCUGUGUCUCGCCCAAGAGCUGAGAAAGAGAACAUCAGUGAGCCUAAUCAAGAGACCAGCAAAGAGGACUGCACCCUGAACGAGUCAUCUGUUGACCAAGGGACACCUCAGCUGGGUAAGGGGGCCGGUAGUAGCCCAUCUCCGCUGCAUGUUGAUGGAGAUGGUCAUCGGGAGUUCAGCAAAGAGGACUGCAUCCUGAUUGAAUCAUCUGUUGACCACGGGACACCUCAGCUGGACGAGGGGGGCGGUAGGAGUCCAUCUCCGCUGCAUGUUGAUGGAGAUGGUCAUCGAGAGUUCAGCAAAGAGGACUGCAACACAAAAAAGUCAUCUGUUGACUACGGGACACCUCAGCUGGACGAGGGGGAUGGUAAGAACCCAACCCCACUGCAUGGUGGUGGAGACGGAGCAGGACCUGUGCCUCGUCUGAAACUGGACUGGCACAAAUACCAGCUUACAGUCGGGAAGCCCACAGCACAGGCUGGUGCAUGGCGCACCGCUGACACCCCUGAGGAGAAAGAUGUGAUGGAGGAAGAGAGGGUGAAAAUCCUGCAUGGAUUUUUUGAGAGGAGGGGCAUUACUACCCAGAAUACAACCACACAGACCACAUUGACCACUGAGGAAGAGAAGCCCACACCACAGUCUGCUGUGUGGCACACUAAAAUCCCUGAAGAGAGAAACGAAGAGAAGAGGAAAAUUCUGCACGGAUUUGUAAAGAGAAGGGGCCUUACUGCAUGUAGGCCAAGGAGGGAAUUCAAUACACAAUUAAAUGGAUAGAUAGCCUACAUAACAUUGCAGAAACAUUGCAGAAACAUAAGUAUAUAGACUUUUUUGAUCCCGUGAGGGAAAUUUGUGUUUACAAUAAAUACAUUUCAUUUCAUAAGGCAUUUCAUUUUAUAAGGCAUCGUGUUGUUCUUGUCUUAUGCAAUGUUACACUUGAGUUAAGAGACUGUACCAAGCAGACAGCGCCCUCCCCAAUUACUGGCACCCCUUGAGUAAAAAUGUAUAAAUCUCACAAUGAAAACAAU
Alosa alosa (allis shad) is the source of this 1358-nucleotide messenger RNA. RefSeq lists its product as uncharacterized. The transcript is spliced from 4 exons. The coding region runs from base 46 to 1107 and encodes 353 amino acids. Lineage: Eukaryota; Metazoa; Chordata; Actinopteri; Clupeiformes; Clupeidae. The record is from RefSeq and is a predicted model, not a curated record.